AACCACAACAACACCAACUACUACAACGCCAACUACCACGACGCCAACUACCACGACGCCAACUACUACAACACCAACUACUACAACGCCAACCACAACACAACCAACUACGACGAUGCCAACUACCACGAUGCCAACAACGACGACAGAUCAAUGUGACUUAAGCUGUGAACACAGUGGUGUUUUAGACUCCGACGAAUGUGAGUGCACGUGCAGGCCUAACUUCUAUGGUGUCACCUGUGAGAAAAACUGUUUCAGAGAAGCAGUGUCUGCGGCACGUGAACGAAUCACAUAUCUCUGUGAAAGGAGUACCCUGUACACUGCUUGGUGCGCUAGAACAUGCAACGCUUGCACUGCAGGACGGCGGUGUAGAAAUCGUUACCGACGGUUCUGUCGGAUAUUCGGGCGAAGAAAUAUUAUCCAGGCAGUAGUAGGAUUCUGCAACGAUCGUGAUGGCGACGAUUGCCAGCGGCUUUGUCGACGAUUUACCUAAGACAUACGCUUUUCAGCCAUUCGUCGUAAAACUCGCAUUGUGCUCUUUAUGAAACAUCUUGGAGAAACAAGCGAAACAAAUAAUAAUAAAAAUAAUAAUAACAGCA
Molecule: messenger RNA, 599 nt
Organism: Gigantopelta aegis
Lineage: Eukaryota; Metazoa; Mollusca; Gastropoda; Neomphalida; Peltospiridae
Exons: 5
Coding region: 116-493 (125 amino acids)
Source: RefSeq, a predicted model, not a curated record